Molecule: messenger RNA, 801 nt
Organism: Dacryopinax primogenitus
Lineage: Eukaryota; Fungi; Basidiomycota; Dacrymycetes; Dacrymycetales; Dacrymycetaceae
Product: Nucleotidyltransferase
Exons: 5
Biological process (GO): RNA 3'-end processing
Cellular component (GO): nucleolus; TRAMP complex
Molecular function (GO): mRNA binding; poly(A) RNA polymerase activity
Source: RefSeq, a predicted model, not a curated record
CUAAACGCCGAAGUGGACGCUUUCAACACCUACAUUCGACCCAGGGACGAGGAACACAGUGUGCGUCUCAUGGUUAUCGAGUGUAUUCGCAGUUCCAUCACCAGAAAGUGGCCUUCUGCGAGAGUGCUUGCGUUUGGAAGCCAAGAAACUCAGCUGUACUUUCCGAAUGGCGAUAUCGACCUCGUCGUGCAUUAUGAUGGUAUAUCAGUCGAAAGGAAAGAUCAAAUCGUUUCGUUUCUUUCAGAAAUCAGCUGUUUAUUACAACAGGCCAAGGUUUCUCGACGUGUUAAUCUAAUUGGGAAAGCUCGAGUCCCCAUCAUCAAAUUUGUGACGGAACUGGGGCAUUUUGCGGUGGAUAUCAGCGUAAACCAGACAAAUGGCUUGCGUGCAGUUACUGUUGUCAAUCGCUUUCUAUGGUAUUUACCAGCGGUUCGCCCUCUCGUCAUGGUGAUCAAGGCAUUCCUUCUGCAACGUGGGCUUAAUGAACCUUACAGCGGUGGGUUUGGGAGCUACACAGUUAUUUGCAUGGUUGUGAGUUUCCUGCAAAUGCAUCCGAAGAUUCGUCGGAAAGAGAUCGAUCCCCGAAUGAAUCUUGGAGUUCUAUUGUUGGAUUUCUUGGAACUCUACGGACGUUAUUUCAACUAUUCAGAGGUCGGGAUCUCGAUCCGGAACGGCGGGUCGUACUUCUCGAGGGAAAAACGUGGAUGGCUGGGGGCCGAUUUCCGAGGACCUCCACGCAUGACGAUCUCGGUGGAAGAUCCGGUAGACAUCAGUACGUUGCAUCCCUUGUGCCUGAAAUGA